CUCAGGAACUAGGCAGUUGUCCGGCGACUUUCAAACCACGCGGUUCGUUAUGGAGAACAGUGCGUGCCGCAAGAAUUAUUAAGUGACACGUCGGUUGUGACUUUGUGAAAUGUUUGUCCACCUGAAUUCCAAAAUACGGACUACUUUUCGUACAUGACGACGACGACGAAGGCAGCGAUCUGGUGGUGGCAGUGACGCUGGAAGACGGCCAACCCAUGCAGCUACCAACAGGACAAUGGCCUCUGCCUGUCGCAAGUACCUCAGCGUCUUCUUGUUUGCUCUCGUACAUGAAGCAGUGCACUCACAGCUCCCCGACAACCGGUGUUUCCUGCAGAACGGGGGUUCAGCGGAGAGUUUCUUUGUUAGCGAAGACCAGCCUGUAGGAGCUGAGAUCGGUACGUUACGAAUCUACGGCGAUCCCAGUGACCGCGGUGGCAACAUCGUCCUUAGAUUAAAAGAAUUGGACAGUCCGGUGAGAAUUGUUCCAGGAACGAAGAAUCUGACACUCACACGACGUCUGGACAAAGAGGGUGUGGACGGUCCCUCUUCUGUGUACGUGAAUGUGAUCUGCGACAGGAAGAGGACUGCGGACCCGGGAUUCGUGAUUCCUGUGAACAUUCGAGUAACGGAUGCAAACGACAAUGCGCCACAGUUCAUAAACGCUCCGUAUGUUCUCAACAUCUCAGAGGUGACGGUAGUGGGCACGCGGGUCCUCCAAGGUGUGCGGGCCGUCGACGCCGAUCAGCAAGGACCUUAUUCUACGGUUCAGUACUCUGUGUUACCAGGACCACAUGCGGAUUAUUUCGUGUUCGUGAACGGUCUGGAAGGCACCUUGCUUCUCAGAAAGCCGCUCGAUUAUGAGACUCUGUCCAAUUUCUCUAUCGCCAUCAGAGCACAGGAUCAAGGAUCCCCGCCUCAGAGAUCGGACACAGUUCUGUAUGUUAAUGUGAUCGACGCCGACGAUCAGAAUCCGAGAUUUUACGACGAUCGAUACACAGCAAUCCUUCCCGACAACCCUUUGCAGGAGACACGCCUGCUGAUACAGCCUCGAGAAAUUGCGGCCUAUGAUCAGGACCUUGGGAUCAAUGCUGACAUAUAUUACUCAUUCAAUUCGGAAGGAACUGACUACAGAUAUUUCGAUAUAGACCGAAACUCCGGUCACGUGACCAUUAAGAGAUCCAUUCCAGAUGACGACCUCACACAGCCAGCAACACUUGUUGUCAGGGCUACACAGUACGACAACCAAGACAGAUACGCUCUGGCCACACUGACAGUGAGUCGAGCAGGAUCAGUUCCGAGAGAACUACAGUUCCUACAGAAGAACUAUCUCAUCAGUGUCCUGGAGAAUGCUCCUGUGAACAGCAUUCUACUCACCGUCGUCACUAACAAACCUCGGGACAAGAGACUGCGAUUCUGGCUUAAAGACACUGUGCACCCGGGAAUGUUCAGUGUGAACUCAGCUGGGGACAUAAUCCUCAGACAACAACUUGACUACGAGACGGAGGAUUUCUACAGCUUUCUCGUGCACGUCACUGAUGGUAGAACGAACGAUACGGCGAAGGUAAAUAUCUCUGUACUGAAUGUCAAUGACUGGGAUCCAAGGUUUCGCUACCCGCAGUAUGAGUUUUUCGUGUCGAACCCUGGAGUGUCUGCUGGUGACGUUGUUGGACGAGUUGAGGCAGCAGAUGGUGACAGAGGUGACUUUAUCACUCUGUCACUCCGAGGACCUGGAGCUAGGAUGUUCGACAUCACUGAUACGGGAGACAUCAUUCUGGUGGACAUGACACUGCUCAAUGGCAGCACAGUGCAUAUGGUAGCAGUUGCCACUGACACUGGCAUCCCUCCAAGACAGGCAACAGUGCCCGUGAUAGUCCACUUCCCAGAGAGUGUGGUGCAGACAGCGGGUACCACUAGCUUCUUGCUCAUGGCAGUGUUCGGAUCCCUGCUCGGCCUCCUGGGACUCAUUAUCAUCUUGCUAAUCUUCUACAUCUACAAGCACAAGAGAUCGAAGUCCGGAAAUCGUGCUGGAACAAAAGGCUACAUGAAUAAUCCAAUACAACGCGAGAAACUGACCUCCGGAGGAGCAGACAAGGUAGAUAACCCGAUGUUCCACAACCAGCAGGACGGUGGGUCAUAUCAGACGGCCACAGUGAAAAGUAUAAUGGCGAGGAACACUUCUUCGAGGGAAAGCGUCCGAGGAAAGUGCUCGAAUCCUCUGGCCCAGGGACUGAGCUCUGGCAAACACAAAGUGGCUCCAGCGCCACCUCAACUGCCGGAUGACGCCAGGACGCCGACACCGACGAUCGACAACAACAACCAACUAAAGAAUGGAAUCAACUGGCCAAGUGGCUCGAUUCCCCGGCGAGUCAAGAAACUCAGCUGGGACGACGAAUCAAGUCAGCAGAGGAAGCUUGAAAUGGAUCCGGAGGUGAGCGUUACGCCGCUGGCAGUACAAGAGGAACAGUCCUCGGACCAAAUGAACCUCACUGUUUAUUUCUAACGUCAACUAUGACAAUAACGCAGCUUCGUCCAAAGAUAAACCAAUAAUCAAUUUCUUUUUUCGUAAAUAAUCGAGUGAUAAUAGAAGAAAAUUCAGAGACAUGAGUUCAUGUUUGAAAGUGCAGAGUUUCUGAAACAAAAGUGAUAGCAAUAAAUAGAAUAAAACGAACUAAUGGCAUUGUCCACGUCUGCAUAUGAGCAGCUACCCCUUUGUUCGAAUUGUGGUGUGACAAUACUCUUAGCGUAUUUAUGUGAAGUGCUCAUAUACGAGAGGUGAUUUUAAUAUACUGCUUUGUAACUCACAGCACAGACAAUAAUUAUUCCUGUACAUCAAUAGAAGUGCCUUGCCGUCUGCUUUACAACGAUGUCGUAUCCCGAGUGGUGUGUGUGUGUAAACUGCGUCAAUUGAAGAUCUCAAGUAGCAUAGAACCAUAAUUACAGCUCUGAACCAGUUAUGCAUAUUUUAUUACAAUUUAUUAAUCACAUUUAAUGGCGUUACUAAACACGUCAGAGUGGACUGCUGUACAUUUAAAACAGAUUUUCGUUACGAAAAGGUAUAAUUUGUACCUACAUAAAGUGUUUUAAAUAAAUAGACUCUAAACGUUUA
This is a messenger RNA of Zootermopsis nevadensis, 3106 nucleotides long. It is a transcript of the gene Cad96Cb, whose product is annotated as protocadherin Fat 4-like Cad96Ca. The record is from RefSeq and is a predicted model, not a curated record. Gene Ontology annotation, biological process: homophilic cell-cell adhesion. NCBI's taxonomy places the organism in Eukaryota, Metazoa, Arthropoda, Insecta, Blattodea, Termopsidae. Gene Ontology annotation, cellular component: plasma membrane. Gene Ontology annotation, molecular function: calcium ion binding.